Molecule: messenger RNA, 1755 nt
Organism: Penicillium maclennaniae
Lineage: Eukaryota; Fungi; Ascomycota; Eurotiomycetes; Eurotiales; Aspergillaceae
Product: CoA-transferase family III
Exons: 2
Coding region: 1-1755 (584 amino acids)
Molecular function (GO): catalytic activity
Source: RefSeq, a predicted model, not a curated record
AUGUCCGUUCCCCACGAAACGAUUCCCGGCACAGAUGUGUACGGCCCAGGCACAUUUGUCGACAAAGAAGUUCUACCGGUACCUGAAGACGCCAAACGAGUCUUUGAGUUCCUCGCCUCGCAAACACCUGGUUUUACCAAAAACAAGGCCGCAUGGGACACAGUUCAUUUCGAAGGACAAGCCAAGCCCAUGAUCCCCGGCCCUAUCAAGUCCGGAGUGACAGCAUCGGCUCUUCAUGGCAUGGCUGGUCUAGUCGCCAACGAGCUGCUCGAGCUUCGUGAUGGAAAGCCCGCCACGGAGAGCAGUGUCACGGUAGAUACUGACCACGCCGGAAUUUGGCUGGGCUCGGUGUUCACCACGUAUAUCAAAGGCAAAGACAUGUCUGAAUGGGCACGAUCGGGAAAGAUGGAGUCCUUGUUUCCCACGGAUUAUGAGCAUGGCGUCUUCCACGGUAUCGCGGGCCGGACCACAGCGAUCUACCAGACAAAAGAUCCCAAAGUUUGGUAUCAGUUGCAUGGCUCAUUAGAUGCCAAGAGAACUCUUGAAUCCAUGGGAAUUGACACGAGUGUGACUUUCGAAAAGCCGAGCCAGUAUUAUGACUAUAUCCAAUGGCAUAUCAUUCAGUGGAGUCCGGACGAGCUGGAGAUGCACAACGUGCGCCAUGGCUUGUGUGGAAGUAUUUGCUACUCGCCAGAAGGGUGGAGAAAGACGGAGAUGGGAAAGAGACUGAACAGCCACCCCUUGGUCAAUGUCGCCGAGCAGACAUAUACCAAAUCGACACCUGCGGUACCUCUUGCUAAGAAUACGUCUGACUGUCGGCCUCUUGCUGGCAUCAAAGUCUUGGAGAUGGUUCGAAUUAUUGCCGGUCCGCAGAUCGGCGUUUCGCUGGCCUCUUACGGAGCCGAUGUCAUUCGUGUGAACUGCAGCAGACUGGUCGACCUGAAUAUGUCUGACUCUGCACCGAUCCAGGUCCUGCAGCUCGUCUUGAAUGCAGGAAAGCGCACUAUUGAUCUUGACAUAACUAAGCCGGAAGAUAUGGCUCGUCUUCACGAGCUUCUUGCCGAUGUCGAUAUCUUUAUCCAGGGAUUCCGAAUGGAAUCUUUGAAAAGAAAGGGCCUCGGCCUACACGACCUUCUGGAAAUGGCUGCCAAGAGAAACAAGGGAAUAAUCUAUGUGGACGAAAACGCUUACGGACCGGAUGGACCUUUCCAUACACGCCCUGGCUGGCAGCAGAUUGGAGAUGCUGCAUCUGGUAGUUCCUAUGUCAUGGGUAGAUCCCAGGGACUUCCAGAAGGAAAGAGUGUGUUGCCACCUCUCCCGGUUUCCGACAUGAUUACUGGCAUUGUUGGCGCGUUGGCAGCCAUGAUGGCUGUACGCGACCGCGCGAUAAAGGGUGGCUCAUACCAUGUGACUAGUUCCCUCGUUGCUGCGGACACUAUUUCGCUACAGCAAGAGAUUGGAUUGUACCCGCUGCAUGUAGUUGAAGACACUGCCAAGCGUCUUGCUUUCCCAGACACUACCCCGGAUCAGUAUGUCUCGGAGGUUCUGGUCUCGGUCGUAAAUGGAUGGAAAAAAGCGCUCCCUGGUUAUUUGGACGAAGAUUCAAAAUUCAUGAUGACCUUUGAAGGGGGAUUCUGGGGACGUCAAUCAAUACUGAAGCCAGUUGCCCGACUUGGCGAUGAGAAAUCAACAGCGAAGUGGACAACGCCUCCUGUGCCACACUGCUAUCAUGAUCGCUCAACGACCUGGCUGUAA